Molecule: messenger RNA, 936 nt
Organism: Rattus rattus (black rat)
Lineage: Eukaryota; Metazoa; Chordata; Mammalia; Rodentia; Muridae
Product: olfactory receptor 5W2-like
Exons: 1
Coding region: 4-936 (310 amino acids)
Biological process (GO): sensory perception of smell; G protein-coupled receptor signaling pathway
Cellular component (GO): membrane
Molecular function (GO): olfactory receptor activity; odorant binding; G protein-coupled receptor activity
Source: RefSeq, a predicted model, not a curated record
AGAAUGGAUGAAGGAAAUUGCUCCUCACACACUGAGUUUGUUUUACUGGGAAUCACUAAUGACCCCAGCAUGAAAAUGGUUCUAUUCACUGUGUUUCUUCUCAUCUACCUCAUUAUUCUUGUGGCAAAUAUUGGAAUGAUUGUUUUGAUUAAACUGGAUCAUCAACUUCACACACCAAUGUACUUUUUCCUCAGCCAUCUCUCUUUCUCAGACCUCUGCUAUUCCACCGCAGUUGGACCAAAGAUGCUGGUGGAUCUAAUGAUCAAGCAAAAAUAUAUUCCUCUUGUUGGCUGUGCACUGCAAUUUUUUUUCACAUGUGUCUUUGUAGAUGCUGAGUGCAUGCUGCUGGCUGUGAUGGCCUUUGAUCGAUACAAGGCCAUCAGCAAUCCUCUGAUGUAUGUAGUAGACAUGUCCAAUAAAUUUUGCUACCAACUCCUAGUUGGAGUUUACCUAGUAGGAAUGAUAGAUACUGUGAUACACACUAUAAUGACAUUUGGGUUAUGUUUCUGUGGAUCUAAUGAGAUUAAUCAUUUUUUCUGUGAUAUCCCUCCUAUCCUGCUACUAUCUUGUUCAGAUACACAGAUCAAUGAGUUAAUCACCUUUAUUAUUUUUGGAUUCAUUGAACUGAGCACCAUCUCAGGAGUCCUGGUCUCAUAUUGUUACAUUAUCUCAUCAGUCUUAAAAAUCCGCUCCACCGAUGGGAGGUUCAAAGCUUUCUCUACCUGUGCCUCUCAUUUGACUGUAGUUGCCAUUUUCCAGGGAACACUGCUGUUCAUGUAUUUUCGUCCUGCUUCUGCUUACUCUCUGGAUCAGGAUAAAAUCACCUCACUUUUUUAUACCCUGGUGAUCCCCAUGCUCAACCCUCUGAUUUACAGCCUGAGGAACAAGGAUGUACAAGAGGCCCUGCAGAAAUUGAAAAAUAAAAUAUGCUUUUAA